Aspergillus uvarum CBS 121591 is the source of this 579-nucleotide messenger RNA. RefSeq lists its product as uncharacterized. The annotation marks the transcript as partial. Lineage: Eukaryota; Fungi; Ascomycota; Eurotiomycetes; Eurotiales; Aspergillaceae. The transcript is spliced from 3 exons. The record is from RefSeq and is a predicted model, not a curated record.
GUUAGCCUGAUCGCCGUGCAUGGUUGGAAGGGCCACCUGCAAGACUCCUGGUCAAGUGCGUCGGGGGUCAAUUGGCUGCGGGACGUGCUCCCUCAAGACACCCCCAAUAUCAAUAUCUACUCAUGGGGAUAUAGUUCCACGGACACAAGCUGUGCCGGCAAAGAACCUCUGAUGCAGGUAAUAUCACAGAAACUAGUUAGUGAUUUGUGGCAACACAGAGAGGGCUCAAAGACCCAUCAACGUCCACUUAUAUUCGUUGCCCAUAGCGCAGGAGGGUCGAUUGUCAAGAGUGUAUAUGGCGAGGCGGGUUUCCAACCACAUUCGCGACAGGCACUGCUCUAUUCCGCCUCCCACCCUGAUGGAAAAUUGCGCGAAGUAAAGAGAUCCACAUGCGGGAUCCUCUACAUGGGUACCCCGGAAAUGGACGCCAGACUUGAGGGCUUGGAGAGCUACUUGGCCAAUAGCGGAGGGGCGCAUGCGGCGGAUGAUGCUUACUUCAAGGAAGCGGCUUGGCUACUCCAUACUUUGCGACAGUACGAAGGAAUCAGCCGUGAUCUUCGGACAGUCUAUGGUCACGAG